Molecule: messenger RNA, 828 nt
Organism: Manduca sexta (tobacco hornworm)
Lineage: Eukaryota; Metazoa; Arthropoda; Insecta; Lepidoptera; Sphingidae
Product: dual specificity protein phosphatase 23
Exons: 4
Coding region: 107-796 (229 amino acids)
Biological process (GO): protein dephosphorylation; cilium assembly
Molecular function (GO): protein tyrosine/serine/threonine phosphatase activity
Source: RefSeq, a predicted model, not a curated record
CGCAUGAACAUCGAGCCCUUAUGUGGCUACCAGUCUCAGUGACACUUUUGGUUUCGUUACAAUCAGUCGGAAAGAUCUUUAUAAGUGAAAGAAUAAUCAUACAGCCAUGGCGGACGAAGAAUAUCACCACAUCGUUACGCGGAUGGAAGAAAUUACAGAACAAGAAGACAGACAUUUAGCUGGUGCAAGAAAAGAGAUACGAAAUGAUUUAACAGUAAUAAUACCAGAGAACCCUUUCCCAGAUAUAGAAGUUGAUGCCUACCCACCUUUGAAAUUUUCCUGGGUUAUACCUAAAAAGUUGGCAGCUAUGGCGUUCCCUAGAAAUAAGGAGAACUUGAAGUUUUUAGUGAAUCAAGGUAUAACACACCUGGUAACACUGACGGCGGGGAAAAAACCUCCAGUGGAUGAUAUUGCCAGGCUGAGGUGGACAGAAGUGCCCGUAGAAGAGUUUGAAGUGCCAAGCAUAGAACAAAUAAAGAAAUUUAUUGAUGUGUGUAAACGAGCCGAUAAGAAUGGAGAGGUGAUGGGUAUCCACUGCCGGCAAGGCCGCAGCCGCUCGGGCGUGAUGCUGGCGUGCUACCUGGUACACUUCCACAGGUUCCUGCCCGACCAGGCCAUGAACGUCAUUAGGAUGAUCAGACCAGGAUCAUGCGACUUCCAAGAACACGAGGAAGCAGUAGGCAGGUACUUUGAGUACCUCACAGAGGACAACCCCGUGAAGUUCGGAGUCAGCGGCGAAGUUAUGGAGGAGUUUGUGGAAGCCGCCAAGGAAAGCACCAAGAGAAUACUCGACUAACUGUGAUAUCUGAUUAAAUUGUUGUUUUGUUA